AUGCACUUAGCUACCAUCUUUUCUAUUGAUAAAAUAACAAUUGAAUCCGAUCGAAAACAACAUGGAUGGCGGUCAAUUAUACGCGAAUUCGCUCUCAAUACAUCCGCUCAUGGAAUUCCGGGCAUUGCACGAAGUCAAAGUAUAAAAAAUAGAAUUUUUUGGUCGAUUUCAUUUGUUAUUUUCAGUGGCAUUACAUUGUACUUUGUCAUUCAAACAAUUCGCGAAUAUUUUCAAUAUUCUACACAGACAUCAAUAAAUAUAGUGAGCGAAUGGCCACAAAAUUUUCCAGCAUUUACUAUUUGUAAUGUUGCACGCAUUCGUUAUGAUCAAUUCAUCGUACCUUUUCUCAACUAUACUAAUGAAUUGAAUGUCACUAACACAAAUGAUACAACAUCAUUUUCAUUACUACAAGCUAAAUAUGUUAAUGAAUUUUUUCGAAUGAAAACCAAUCAAAAUGAGUCGUUAAAUAUGUAUUUUUUUCCAUUGAGUUCAAUGCUCAUUAAAUGCGUUUUUAAUAAUAAGAAUUGUUCAGCAUCCGAUUUCACUUCCUUUUCUUCAUCUUCAUAUGGUCUUUGCUAUACAUUGAAUACUAAAUUAAAGAAUAUGACGAAUGUACGUAAAAGUAAUGAAUAUGGUGGAUCUGGUAAACUCGAACUAAGUUUCUAUGUACAUAGUCAUCAAUAUGUACCCUAUAUUGAAGAAGAUAUAGGCAUGAUAGGGAUGGUGCAUGAUAAUACACAAUUUCCUAUGAUUGAAUUUGCUGGUAGGGCAUUGGCCACGGGUUUCAAACAUCGAAUGACAUAUGCAAAGAAGACUAUUUCCUAUUUGCGCGCACCUUAUACAGCAUGUAAUGAUGAAAUACCACCUAUCAUGCAAGCUAUGUUUAAUAAUUAUCCUGAUGUCGAAUAUGUUUACUCAGAAGAUAUAUGUUAUGAUUUGUGCACACAAGUUUACACGUAUUACAUGUGCGGUUGUAUUGAUCCAAAACAAUGGAAUGCUCGUUCAAUUCUUCUACCACAAACUGAAACAAUAAUCGUAGCUCCAUUAUGUAAUAUAUCUGAUACAUGUUAUACUGAAGCGGCCAUUGUUCUGAUGAAUUCAUCAAUUUUACUUGAGGGAUAUUGUUCAUAUUGUUCACAACAAUGUUCAAUUACGGAUUUUAUUGUCAAAUCAUCAAUGUGGAAAGCACCAGUUGAUUGGUUAAUGAAUGAUAUAAAAACUUUUGUCGAAAACUCUAAAAUUCCAUUGCCUACAGAUUGGUCGACUAAUUGGUAUUUACAUAUUCAAUCUAAUUAUCUCUCCAUCGAAUUAGUACACGAAUCAAUUUUAGUCGAAAAUUAUACACAAACACCAUCGAUGGGAUCUAUUGCUGUUCUAUCAGAUGUUGGCGGUCAGACAGGUCUUUGGAUUGGUAUCAGUUUUUUAUCUUUAUUGGAAGUAGCAGAAAUGUUCUAUCGAUUAAUUCGAUAUCAGUAUCACGUGAUUCGAGAAGUCAUAAGAAAAUAUAGAAAGAAAAACUGA
Messenger RNA from Rotaria sp. Silwood2, 1521 nucleotides. The record is from the annotation of a GenBank genome assembly. NCBI's taxonomy places the organism in Eukaryota, Metazoa, Rotifera, Eurotatoria, Philodinida, Philodinidae.